Centruroides sculpturatus (bark scorpion) is the source of this 1648-nucleotide messenger RNA. RefSeq names its product transmembrane protein 68-like. Lineage: Eukaryota; Metazoa; Arthropoda; Arachnida; Scorpiones; Buthidae. Gene Ontology annotation, cellular component: membrane. The transcript is spliced from 10 exons. The record is from RefSeq and is a predicted model, not a curated record. The coding region runs from base 251 to 1297 and encodes 348 amino acids.
UGUUUAUAUUUUUAUUGCUCCUCUUUUAAAUGUCAUUUGUAUAUGUGUUAUUCAAAAAUUCAAUUAAAAAUUAUUAGUAAAAAUUACGACCGGAUGCUUAUUCAUUUUUCUUGAGAGUAGUAAACAGAUGAUUAACACGUGUCUAAUAUAUAUACAAUAUAAACAACGCAUUUUAUACCACGUUAGAUAAACACUACUAUUAACGUCCAGUUUGAGCACUUAAAUUUAUUUUUUAGCUUUCAGUGAUAAAAUGGAAAAUUCUACAUACUACAACAUUGGAUUACAGUUUAUAGAAGCUUGUGUUGACAUUGAAUAUUUAAGUUGGCUGAUUUGGUUAUUUACACCUGUAGUUGUAACUUUCUUACUUCCACUUGUGAUAAUAUUUUUGCUGUAUUUAUCAGCUCUCUUUCUAUAUCUGUAUCGCUAUAGACAUAGGCUGAAGGAUGCUUAUUCUAGGGAUUUUUGGAACGGUGCUCGAAAUACUAUUGCUACGCUUUGGGGUGCUCACGGUUGGAUUUGGCAUGGAUAUGAAGUUGAUGGAUUUGAAAACAUUCCCGAUUCAUCUCCUGCACUCUUAGUUUAUUACCACGGUGCAAUUCCCAUUGAUUAUUAUUAUUUAAUGUCCAAAUGUUUUGUUGAAAAACAAAGAUUAAUUAGAGCAGUGGGAGAUCAAUUUUUAUUCAGAAUUCCAGGCUAUGUCUUGACUAGUUAUCUGAACUCUAAGCCAACUGAGUUUUAUCAGUGGUUCUGUUGGCUUCAUAUUUCAUAUAACUCAAAGAUAAAACACCGAAAAGGAUGGAAUAUAUUAUUAGAAGUAUUAAAAGUAUCACCAGGAUCAAUUCAGAGCUGUGUCCAAACAUUGGAAGAAGGACAUCUUCUUUCAAUAUCACCUGGAGGUGUUUUGGAAGCACAAUUUAGUGAUGAAAAUUAUCAUUUAUUAUGGGGAAAACGCAUAGGUUUUGCUAAAGUUGCUCUGAAGGCUAAAGUCCCAGUCAUUCCUAUUUUCACCAAAAAUGUCAGAGAGUCUUUUCGUUCCAUUAGCAUUGGUAGAAGAUUAUUCAGGAAGGUUUAUGAUAAGCUGAGAUUACCAGUAGUACCAGUAUAUGGAGGCUUUCCAGUUAAACUCACAACAAUAAUAGGAAAACCAAUUCCUUUUGAUCCUAAUUUAACUCCUGAAGAAUUAGCAAGAAAGACUGCAGAAGCUAUACAGAAUUUAAUAAAAACUCACCAGAAGAUUCCAGGAAGUAUUCUCCGUGCAUUAUUUGAAAGAAUUUAUGAAAAACGCAAAAAUAUUUAAAAUAUAUCUUUCAACAAUUUAUCAUAAAUGCCAUUGAUAAAAGAAUGCCAUUACAAAGAAUUGUGAUAUGAUUAAAUGGAUGCAAAAAUAUAUAUAUAUAUUUUUUACAAUUAAAGAAUUAGGGAUCUUUGUUACAAAUAUUGUUGUGAAAAUGUUUUUGACAAUGUUUCACAGUCUGUGGUAUGUAAAUCCCAGUUCCAAAAUUCCAUAAUCUUUUAAUGAUAAAAGUUCAUGUUGCAGACACAAGAAACAUCACCAAAUUAAAUUUAUUUUAAGUCAUUUAUAAAUAAGAAAAAUAUACAAAUUUACAAGUUAAUUUAUUUAACAAAAGCUUUAUCACAAUAUUAAUUA